This is a messenger RNA of Drosophila kikkawai, 1281 nucleotides long. RefSeq names its product F-box synaptic protein (gene Fsn). Gene Ontology annotation, molecular function: protein binding. The record is from RefSeq and is a predicted model, not a curated record. Gene Ontology annotation, cellular component: synapse; SCF ubiquitin ligase complex. Gene Ontology annotation, biological process: proteasome-mediated ubiquitin-dependent protein catabolic process; synapse assembly involved in innervation. Lineage: Eukaryota; Metazoa; Arthropoda; Insecta; Diptera; Drosophilidae.
UGCCACUGCGCAUCCCUGCGUUAUUUUCACGACAGCCCAACACUGUCACACUGCGGAGCCAAUAAAAAGAUUUACCCCGAUUUUGGUGUUGAAAAAUGACAAAGCAGGCUCCAAACAAUCAGCCGAGCCGAAAUUCCUCAGGAGUUUAACAAGACCGCCCCCACCCACUCAGCACUCAGCGCUCAGCUCCCGCGGAGGAGCAGCCGCAGCCACAGAAUGGUAGAUCCGGUGGCAGCGCUCUGCAACUAUAAUGUCCUGGAAGUCAUUUUUUCCUACUUGGAGCUGGACGACCUGAGCAAAUGCUCGCAGGUGUGCAAGAGCUGGUAUCACUUCCUGAACGACGAGAUCAGCGACGUGUGGCGCUGGCACUGCCUGAACAAGCUGCCCAAGGAGGCGCUCAAAUCGGACUUGCUGGCCUCCCUCUCCACCUACAAGACGAAGCUCAGGGCUUACUUCCACGCUUGGAGCCCGAACGACUGUUCGCGCAACGUGUACAUAAAGCCAAAUGGAUUCACCCUGCAUCGCAAUCCCGUGGCACAGAGCACAGAUGCGGCACGCGGAAAAAUCGGCUUUAAGCACGGACGCCACGCGUGGGAGGUUAUUUGGGAAGGACCAUUGGGCACCGUGGCGGUCAUUGGCAUAUCCACGAAGGAGGCGGCCUUACAGUGCCACGGCUAUGUAGCCCUGCUGGGUUCCGACGAGCAGAGCUGGGGCUGGAACCUGGUCGAGAACCACCUGCUGCACAACGGGGACAUGCAGGGCAGCUACCCGUUGCUUAACAACGCCCCCAAGUACCAGGUGGGCGAGCGGAUACGCGUCAUACUCGACUGUGAUGAUAAUACGCUGUCUUUCGAGAAGAACUACGAGUUUCUGGGCGUGGCCUUUCGGGGGCUACCAGACAAGAAGCUCUAUCCCACAGUAUCUGCUGUCUACGGCAACACCGAGGUGUCAAUGGUCUAUCUUGGCACUCCAUUGGAUGGAUAGUUGUGGCAGGGAUGGACAGAGAUGCAGCCUUACCGCGUACAAUUUGUUUAAAAAACUCAAUGAAUCAAGCUAGUUUUAUGUGUAAAUUUGUAUUUAUCUUUAUUACGUUUGCUUCAUUCCACCUGCAACUCAGUUCGAUAUUUUAACUUUAGUGAAUAGUUCGUGUUUGUACAAAAUUUUGCAUUUCUUUGUUUUACCGCCACGCCAAAGUUAAAGUCCACCUCCGCACUAUCUUCACCUGGCAAUUUACGUUAGUUAUAUGAACCAAAUGAAUAAAUUAUAGCGAUUAAUAAAUAA